This is a messenger RNA of Strongyloides ratti, 558 nucleotides long. RefSeq lists its product as hypothetical. The transcript has 2 exons. The coding region runs from base 1 to 558 and encodes 185 amino acids. The record is from RefSeq and is a predicted model, not a curated record. Lineage: Eukaryota; Metazoa; Nematoda; Chromadorea; Rhabditida; Strongyloididae.
AUGAAAUUAUUUUUAUUAAUAUUUCUAUUAAAUUUUGUAUUAAUUAAAGGAUACCUUAGUCAUGGUUUUGGAUCAAUUUAUGAUAAUUAUUUUUAUAAUUAUGAUAUAACAAGAAAUUUUAGAAAUACUGAAGAAAUCAAAAGAAUUUAUGAUACGAUUAAAUCUUUUAAUAUUUCAAAAGAAAGUUUAAAUACUUUAUACGAUAAUUUUUUUAAUUUCAAUGUAAAUUUACUAAGAAAUGAUAUUGUAAAUUUAAUUAGUAAUCACCAACCAAAUGAUGUCGUUAGUAGGAGAAUGAUAGAAAUUUGGGAAAAGUAUCAUCCUCCUUCUACAUUGAUAAAUUCUUUAAAUGACUUACCGGAAGAGAAAAAAAAUCAUAUUUCAAAGUUAUUAAAAAAUAAUGCUUGGAAAGCUAUCGAUAUUAUUAUGUAUGGGCAAAUUUAUAUGAUACCAUCAAAUAAUGACAUGAUUCAAGGAUUAAAUUUUUGGAGGGUGACAAAACGUUUAUUAGAUAAAUGGCUUGGAAAAGGUAAAUUUCAAGGAUGGAUGAGUUGGUAA